UAAAAAACGUAAUUGUUUUGAGACGCUCCCUACUUUCGUUCUCUAUUAUUAUCAUUUGAAACAUGGCGGCUACUUUGAAAACACCAAAACAUUUUCGCUCGUGGAAAAAUGAAGAUUCUUUUGAUCAGAGUGAUGUUGUAAGAUUAUUUGAUGCAGAAAAAGUGAAAACAACAAAAUCUGUAAAUUGUUGGAAGUACUGGAGUAUAUAUUGUACUCUUAUUGGAUUUUUUACUCUAUUUUUCCUCGGAAUUUUGAUUGGAUUUUUAUUGAGGGUCGAUUCAAAAGUAAGCAGUUGCUCGGAUAAAGAGAAAAGAGCCGAUGGAUUCGACAGAGAUAAACUGCAAGCUGUUCACAAUAACAUUGUAUUUUACAUGUCGGAAGAAAAUAUAGCAAAAUAUUCGCGGGAGUUAUCUGCUCUUUCAUCUGAUGGCUUAUCAGCUAGUUCUGACAGAGACACAAAUGACAAGAAGUCAGCAGAAUAUGUGGCGAAAAAGUUCCGACAGUUUGGAUUUGACACGGUUGAAACUGAAGAUCAUGAGAUAGUAGUAACCUCCCCUGAUCCCCUACAUCCAAAUAGACUAGAAAUUAUGUCCGCAGACGGCAGCAGUAAAAACAACUACACAUUUCAUGGCAGUUUUGAAACAAAGGGAAGUAACUCUGGUAAAUCUGAACCUCAAGAAAUUGAACUGGACUUUUUACCACCAGGCACUGCAAAGGGACCUCUGAUGUAUGGAGGCUAUGGUAGAAAUGUAGAUUUUAUGCAGCUAGAGGCCAGUCGUAUUGUUGUACAAGGGUCAGUCUUACUCCUGAAAAUUGGUCAUAAUUCUAUUGCUGAGAAGGUGAAGUUGGCAGAGAGGCAUGGCUGUGCUGGGGUGUUACUGUUCUGUUACCAUGCAGAUGCAUGUAACUAUAGCAACAGUGGCAGACAUUUUGUGACAAAUGUUAGAGAUUUUACAGAUUUGAACAAUGAUGGUUUACCCACAAUUCCAGUACAGACUGUGUCCAACAAUAUAGCUAUGAAUCUUAUCGAAAGUAUUCCUGAUUUCAGUCUGCCAUCACCUUGGCAACAGCAUAAAGAACAAAAUAAUAGCAAAGUUUAUGAUUCAGUUAGUGUAUACCUGCAAGUAAACAACAAGAAAAGUACAAGGACAAUCAAUAAUGUGAUUGCUACAAUAUAUGGAAGCAACGAGCCAGAUCGUCAGAUAUUACUUGGUAGCAGACGACAUACAGAACAAUCUGCUGAAAGUGACCUUGACCCUGCAAGCAGUACUGGUUCCUUGCUUGAGCUAGCUAGAAGUAUGGCAUAUAUCAGACAGUGGGAACUAUGGAAACCAAGAAGAACACUUAAGUUUGUGUCAUUUGGAGGUCAUUCCAGAGAUGUGGGAAUGUAUAACUAUAUUAAGCACAACAGACAUAUCCUUACUCAAGAAGCUGUGACCUACAUUGACCUUGAUGCAGUAUCUAAAGGGUCAAAGGUCAUGGAGUUUAGGUCAAGUCCUUCUGUAGCGAAUCUUUUAUUGAGGACCUCAGAUAUGAUUCCAGAUCCUUUGAAUCCUGAAUUUUCAUUGGUCGAAAGAUGGCCCAAACUGUCACAUGACUGGUAUUUAUCUAAUGAAAGUGCAAUAAAUAUGUACAGUUCGGGAGAGUUUCCAUUAUUCCACCAACUUGGAAUUCCAUCAGUCUCUUCACAUGUAUUGCAAUCCAUGGAUGCAGAGUUGCAAAGGGAAAAUACCAUGUAUAACAGCUAUCAACUAGCAUCAGCAAGAGUUGUUUCCUUAACCACAGUAAAACUGUUGGAUGAUUUGAUUAUUCCAAUCAACACAAGUUUCAUAUUACAGUUUAUUAAUAGCUCUAUAAACCAUUCAGUUGAUGUAUUACAACAACAUAUUUUGGGUUAUAAUUUAAACACAGAGAAAUUAUUAACAGUGUUGAAUCAGUUAGUCCUGCUGGGAGAUAACAUAACACAUAAUGUUGAGGAUUGUUCUAGUACAAGGCAGAAAAAUGAUUUCCUGAUGAGAUUUGAAAGUGUAUUCAUGGAUGACAGUUUUGGUGAUUCAUUAUUAUCAGUUUCCAGACAGUCUGGUUCAUUAUCAGCAUUUACAGAUGUGGAAAACAUGUUCCUACUGACAAAUAAUAGAGACACAGUCAGUUUAUUUCUCAAGAGAGUUAUGGAAUUGUUAAACGAAGCUAUAAAAGAAAUACAUACACUUAAAGACAGAUAGCUAUGAUUGGAAAGGGAGAUAAUACAGUUUGAUCUCUGGAUGUGCAAAUACAAUAUGGUGCAAUUAAAACAGUAUUAUACUUAUUAUGUUAGUCAAGUUGAAGUUGAAAAUGUUAUUAUGUUAGUACUGGAGAGACAAAGAUGUUAUUGUGUUAGUCAGGAUGUGAGGGAAAGAUAGUAUUAAUUAUUAGUGUUUGAGAGAGAAAGAAGAUUUUGUGUUUGGAAUUAUAUGAAAAAGUUAUUAUGAUUGAAAAGAAGUGGAAACAUGUAAUGGAAAAUGCUAAAUGUUUCUUUGUUCUUUGAUAAAAUGUUAAACAGUCCUAAAAAAUGUAAUGGAUUUAAACAGUGUAAGGGAUGGACUUUAGAAAAAUUUCAUGAAUGAGUCUCUAUUUUGAUUGAAAAAUUAUAUUUGAUUCUUUUAACAAAUGAGCCGCGUCACGACAAAUUCAACAUUAUGUGUUUGCGACCAGCAUGGAUCCAGACCAACCUGUGCCGCGCAGUCUGAUCAGGAUCCAUGCUGUUAACUAUCAGUUUCUCUAAUUGUUAUAGGGUUUGUAAGCAAACAGCAUGGAUUCUGAUCAGACUGCUCGGAUGCGCAAGCUGGUCUUGAUCCAUGCUGGUCACAAAGGCAUAGUGUUGGUUUUGUUGUGACGCAGCUCAUAUAUUGAUUCAGGUAUAUUUUCCUUCUUUGUCAUGCUCAUGUUGUUUGUAUUUUAACAUUACAUGCCUUGAAUUAUGAAGGAAAACAGAAACAUAAUAUGGAAUAUUUAAAAGAUGUUCAGUGCUAAAUUAUUGUAAUGAAAUACCAGAAAAAUGUUUUUUUAAAGAAGUAUUCUUUUUUUGUGAAUAUUUGGAAAAAAAAAAAUUUUAACACAGUAAAAUAUUUUGAUGGAAACAAAAAAAGUGUUUUACACAUUGCAAACAUCAUUCACAAUCCAUGUAAAUUACCAAAGAGGUCAAACUAUGAAUAAAUAACCACAUGUUAGUCACGCAGUAGAAUGCGGGAGAAAUAUGGUGACAAGUACUGCAUUAAUCCCACAAAAUAUGUAAAUUAUUACUUAUAUCUUGAAUCGUUUCACUUUUCUCACAAGUUUGAUCUUAUUAAAAUAUUUUUGUUCGUCUGGAGGCAUGCAGCUUUAAAUAUGAGAAUGAUUGAUAUUGUUUAUCUGUUUAUAAAUUUUGUGUUUGUUGUUUCUCUAGUCAUCAUGUACAGAAUCUUUUUUUUCUCAGUCACUGAGUUUAUUUGUUUGUCCACUUGUAAAUAGAAUAACACUACAUUUGUAUAUUUGGCCAUAUUUGAUGUUUUCAUAUAGAAUUUGAUAAAAAGAUAUUAUGCUUUGGAUUAUUUUUUUUCCAUUAUAGUUCUUUGGUAUGUCUUAUUUACUGUAUAAGUGGUUAAGUUAGCAAUGCAGAAAAGUUGGCGAAUUUCAUGAAGUCACAAAAAUCGCUAAAAUUUCCUCAGGCAAGUGUAACCAAAGUUGUUUUCAGUUUUCAGGCCACUCUGAGAUCAGAGAUUCACUAUUUCCACUCGCAAUUGUCUAAAAUAUUAAUUUCCUAACUUUUCAACACAUGUAAAUAUCCACUUAUACAAUAAGUUCUUUGAAAAACAUUUGAAAAAAGGCAUCUGUGAGCUGUCCAAUUAGCUUCUAAAUUAAAAUUACUUGGUGUUUACUGCUGUAGGCUAUAAAGAAAAGAAGGUUAAUGACUUUUUCAUGUUAGGAAAUUAUCCAGCCAUCUUAUCAAGGAAUGUUAUUUUUGACGUAAGAUUUGUUGUUUGGGUACUAGGCAUUUUGUUGUUGUUUUUUCCACCAACAGUUGCAGCUGAACAUUUGCUGCUUCACAUCACAGUGACAGUAUGGUUUAAAACCAUUACUGGUAAUAAUCUUGAUGCUUAUGAAAAUGAUCUGACAUUUUUGAAAAACAAACAACAUUCUUUACAUUGAUAGGACGAGUUAAUUCUGUAAACAUUUUCUGCUAUUUACUUUGAAAACACUACAACAGGAAUAAUGAUAAUCUACUGCAAUGUUAUCUUUUCAAUAAAAAAGUAUGUUUGUACUAUUUGUCAGUAAUAUCUGGUAUGAUGUAUAAUGUAUUGAACAUUGUUAUAACUACAUGUAAUUUAUAGAGAACAAUAUAAAGCUGAUGCACUUAAGUGUUAUCAGAUAUAUUGAAAAUAUCAACACAUGCUAACCUGUUGAAAAGUCUUUUGUCACAAGUAUAGGGUCAGGCCAGGCUGAACAGUUUUGCAGUCUUUGUAUUGUUGGUAACUGGUAACAUGUUUUUUUUAUACUGAAUUUCCCUGGACUAAAUAAGGUACUGCUCCAAAUUAUAGGAAAAAUUCAUUGCCAAUUUAGUGUAGCAUGGUUAAGUCACAGUUACUUAUCAAAAACCAUUUGAUUAUCACCUUUUACACUUAUUUGUACUUUUGUAACUAUUUAUACAGUGAAAUAUUAAAAAUGACAUUUCAGUAA
Molecule: messenger RNA, 4692 nt
Organism: Ruditapes philippinarum (Manila clam)
Lineage: Eukaryota; Metazoa; Mollusca; Bivalvia; Venerida; Veneridae
Product: aminopeptidase NAALADL1-like
Exons: 12
Coding region: 63-2222 (719 amino acids)
Molecular function (GO): carboxypeptidase activity
Source: RefSeq, a predicted model, not a curated record